AUGGCUAGGAACCUUCAGCAGGCACUGGGCAGUUUUCAGCUGAGCAUCUCCAAGUCCAAGGCCACGGUUCUCUGCUGGAAUACAGUGGAUUGCUUCCUCUGGGUUGGGAGCGAGUCUUUGCCUCAAGUGAAGGACUUCAAGUAUUUUGGGGUCUUGUUCACAUGUGAAGGUAGAAUGGACCGUGAUGAUGACGAAGCUUCUUCUUUGCAAGAGGGACACAGGAGAGAAAGACAGAGGAGGAAAAGAAGGGAGGGUGGCAGAGAGAGAAAGAAGAGGAAGAACGAGAGGAGCAGAGAAACAUCUCUAACAGGAGACGAUGAGGAGGAAGCACAGGCUCGCCCAGAGAAAACAGAAAGAGGACGAAGAAGGAGAGAAAGGACUGACCAUGAAACAGAAGGAAGACAGAGGGAAGAGGAGGGCAAUGCCAAAAUAAAAAGCGGUAAAACAGAAAAAAUAAGGAAGAAUAUAAAAAAUGAAAAAACACGAAAAAAGGAACAAGGGGAAGAAGAAGCUGGAGACAGGAAUGCCAAGGGAAAAAAGAAACAGGGAAGUGCCAAAAAGGAAGAGAAAGAAGGGGUUGAAAGUAGAUGUAAAGUCAAGGAGCAAGGCAAGGAUGUGAAGGAGAAGAAAAAGAAGAAGCACAAGAAAGUUGAAACAAGUUCAGAGGAAACAAGUGAAGAAGAAGAAGACAAAGAAGAAGAAGAUGAGGAGGAGAAAGAGGUGAGGCCUGAGUCUCUGACACCAGAGGAGCUGGAGAAGCUGAAGGAAGCCGUGGACGAGAGGAAGAAACUGAUCCAGGGCCUAAGGGGCAAACCUUGGCCCAUGAAGAAGAAACUUGUGACUUUACGGGAGUCUCAGGAGUUUGUGGAGAAAUAUGAAGGAGCUCUGGGGAAAGGGAAAGGCAGGAAGCUCUACGCUUACAAGGUCAUGAUGACAAAGAAAUGGAUGAAGUUUCAGCGGGACUUUGAGAAUUUUAAAACUGCCUGCAUACCAUGGGAGAUGAAAAUCAAAGAGAUCGAAAGCCACUUUGGCUCCUCUGUUGCGUCUUACUUUCUCUUCCUACGGUGGAUGUAUGGCAUCAACAUGAUCUUGUUUGGUCUGACUUUCGGCCUUGUCAUGGUGCCAGAGGCACUGAUGGGGCGGCCAUAUGGCAGCAUCCCAAGAAAGACCGUCCCCCGGGCAGAGGAGACCAGUGCCAUGGACUUUGCUGUAUUAUGGGACUUUGGGGGUUAUGCCCAGUAUUCAGUCCUCUUCUAUGGUUACUAUAACAACCAGCGUGCCAUUGGCUGGCUCAAGUUCCGUAUGCCACUGUCGUACUUCCUGGUUGGUGUGGGGACGGUGGCCUAUAGCUACAUGGUGGUCAUAAGAACGAUGGCUCGUAAUGCUAAUGAGUCGGGUGUUGGAGACGAUAACAGCUUUAAUUUCAGCUGGAAGAUGUUCACCAGCUGGGACUACCUGAUAGGAAACCCUGAAACUGCAGACAAUAAGUUUGCCUCCAUCACCACCAGCUUUAAGGAGGCGAUAUUAGAGGAGCAAGAGAGCCAUAAGGAUGACAACAUCCACCUGACUCGGUUUCUGCGUGUGCUGGCAAAUUUCCUGGUCCUGUGCUGCCUUGCAGGAAGUGGAUACCUAAUCUACUUUGUUGUGCGUCGCUCUCAGAAGUUUGCCCUCGAUGGACUGGAAAAUCACACCUGGUGGGAGAGGAACGAGGUGAACAUGGUGAUGUCAUUACUUGGGAUGUUCUGCCCCAUGCUGUUCGAUGUCAUCAGCACCCUGGAGAACUACCAUCCUCGAGUCGCCCUGCAGUGGCAGCUCGGUCGCAUUUUUGCCCUCUUCCUGGGAAAUCUCUACACCUUCAUCAUCGCACUCAUGGAUGAGAUCAACCUCAAAAGGGAAGAGGAAAAGAUUGUGAAGUUUAAUAUCACCAUGUGGGAAGCCAGUCUCUACAAUGGAACAGCAUCAGAAAACAGCACUGCACUGCCCGUCACUAUCCAGCCCGCUGAUGUUCCAAGAGGGCCGUGCUGGGAGACCAUGGUGGGGCAGGAGUUUGUCCGACUGAUCAUAUCCGAUACCAUGACAACCUACAUCACGUUGCUGAUUGGUGAUUUUCUGAGAGCUGUGCUCGUUCGUUUCCUCAACUACUGCUGGUGUUGGGACCUUGAGGCUGGAUUUCCAUCUUAUUCUGAGUUUGAUGUCAGUGGGAACGUUCUUGGCCUGAUCUUCAAUCAAGGAAUGAUAUGGAUGGGAGCUUUCUAUGCCCCUUGCCUGCCUGCCCUGAACGUCCUCCGCCUCCACGUCUCCAUGUACCUGCAGUGCUGGGCCGUCAUGUGUUGUAACGUACCGCAGGAAAGAGUCUUUAAGGCCUCCGGCUCCAACAACUUCUACAUGGCAAUGCUGCUGGUCAUCCUCUUCCUGUCCACUCUGCCUGCCAUCUACACCAUCGUGAGCAUCCCCCCCUCCUUUGACUGCGGACCCUUCAGUGGGAAAAAACGCAUGUUUGAUGUGAUUCAAGAGACUCUUGAAUCCGACUUCCCCGCAUGGUUCAGCAAAGUGUUCAGCUAUGCCUCUAACCCAGGACUGGUGCUCCCUUUCAUAUUACUGAUGGUACUGGCCAUUUAUUACUUGCAAUCCACAUCCAAAAGCUACAAAGAAGCUAACGUGGAACUGAAAAAGAAACUACAAACGCAAAAUGAAGAGAACAAAAAGAAAAACAAACGAGCAGCACUGAAAGCACAGAUGGACCUAGAGGAGGCCAGAAAAGCGGCGUCGCAAGCUCCAGAGCAACAAAAAAACAACAACGCCUCACAGAAAGAUCAGGAAGCAUACUGGGAUGAAAGCCAGGGAAGUAAUCAUGGACUGUAUUAUGGUAGGAAUGGACGCCACCCAGCUCCUCCGAGAGAGCAAUAUCGUCAACUUCAAGCCACCAGAGCCCCUGUGCCCAGGUCAUAUCACCAUGGGGGUCCUGGGUACCUGCCUGGCCUCCCUCAGCAGAGUGUACCAAGGAUGUGCAGGGCGCCGAGCCUGCAGAGACACUGA
Cheilinus undulatus (humphead wrasse) is the source of this 3036-nucleotide messenger RNA. RefSeq names its product transmembrane channel-like 1 (gene tmc1). The coding region runs from base 1 to 3036 and encodes 1011 amino acids. The transcript is spliced from 20 exons. Gene Ontology annotation, molecular function: mechanosensitive monoatomic ion channel activity. The record is from RefSeq and is a predicted model, not a curated record. NCBI's taxonomy places the organism in Eukaryota, Metazoa, Chordata, Actinopteri, Labriformes, Labridae. Gene Ontology annotation, biological process: vestibular reflex; detection of mechanical stimulus involved in sensory perception of sound. Gene Ontology annotation, cellular component: plasma membrane.